Molecule: messenger RNA, 2954 nt
Organism: Sitophilus oryzae (rice weevil)
Lineage: Eukaryota; Metazoa; Arthropoda; Insecta; Coleoptera; Curculionidae
Gene: eIF3c
Product: eukaryotic translation initiation factor 3 subunit C
Exons: 18
Coding region: 196-2820 (874 amino acids)
Biological process (GO): translational initiation
Cellular component (GO): eukaryotic translation initiation factor 3 complex
Molecular function (GO): translation initiation factor binding; translation initiation factor activity; RNA binding
Source: RefSeq, a predicted model, not a curated record
ACAUUUGAUCUAUGGUAACAACGCUGACAUUGACAACGACAACUGACUAGGCUGCUCAAAAGAUAACCUCGAUUAGCUCGAGUAUAAUUUUCCAGUUUUUCAAAUAUUUAUCUUUAUAUUACGGCUUCUGUUCACAAAAUUGUGAUUGAGACAAGUGUUUUUACGUUAUAGUUUCAGAUAGAUCAUUAAGGCAAUAUGAGUCGAUUUUUCGCGGGUUCGGACUCAGAUUCCGAUAGCUCAUCUGAGGAGGAACAAAUCCAGCGCCCAGCCGGACCUCAAUUCACCUUUUCGGAUGAUGAAGAGGAAGUAAAACGUGUAGUACGAUCAGCAAAAGAGAAACGUUAUGAAGAACUUACAAAUAUUAUCAAGCAAAUUAGGAACUUUAAAAAGAUCAAAGAUAUGUCCAGUAUGCUUAAUAGUUUUGAGGAUCUUCAAAAAGCAUUUGUAAAAGCCAGUCCUGUUAUUGCCAAGGAAGAAAAUGGACAAACCCCUAGAUUUUUCCUUAGGUGUCUGGCAGAGAUGGAAGAUUUUAUUAACGAAAUGUGGGAAGACAGAGAUGGGAGAAAGAACAUGAGUAAAAACAACAGUAAAUCCUUGGCUUCCAUGCGUCAAAAACUGCGGAAAUACCUUAAAGACUUUGAAGAAGACAUUGUUAAGUUCAGAGAGAACCCAGAUCAACCCGAUGAUGAAGAGGAAGAAGACAAAAAUGAACCUGCUGAUGAAUCUGAUGAUGAACCACCUGUUAAGAACCAGUUUAUCAAAACCCCUACAGCACAUGCUGUAAAACAGGAGAAAGAUUCUGAUUCAGAUUCGGACGAGUGGCCUUCGGAUUCUGAAUCAAGUUCUGAUUCAUCGGAUGAAGAUGAUGGGAAAUACACAAGCAUGAGAGAAAGGUUUUUGAAGAAAAACAAGGAGGACGACGAAGAAAAAGAGAGAAGAAAGGAAGAGAAACGUAAAGAAAGGAAAGAGAAAGAACGAAGGAAAUUGAAGAAGGAGGCUGAAGAGGAAGACGGAGAUGGAGAAGGUUGGGAAAAAGUGAAAUAUGGUAUAGCCAUUCCUAGUGAAAAGCCGAAAAUGUUUGCCAAAGAUGCAGAGAUCGAUCUAAAUCUUGUUAUAAAAAAACUAAGCGAAAUUAUGGCUGCUAGAGGAAAGAAACGUACAGAUCGUAGAGAACAAAUUGAACUUUUGCAUGAGUUACAAGCAAUUUCUGAUCAACAUAAACUUGGGCCAGCUAUGUUUGUUAAAAUUAAAUUUGCCAUUAUAUCAGCUAUUUUCGAUUAUAAUCCCAAAGUAUCUGAUGCUAUGAAGCCCGAAUAUUGGACAAAACUUUUGGAAAGAAUGUCAGAAAUGCUUGAUAUUCUCUUAAGUAACAGCAAUUUAAUUGUGGCAGACUCUGUUACAGAAGAAUCAGAGAAUUUGGAAGAGCCACCCUAUAAGAUACGGGGUUGUGUCUUAACUUCAGUAGAGAGGUUAGAUGAUGAAUUUAUCAAGUUGUUAAAGGAAUGCGACCCUCAUUCAAACGAGUAUGUUGAAAGAUUGAAAGAUGAAGCUCGUGUGUCCAAUAUAAUCGAUAAAACUAUGCAAUAUCUUGAAAGAACUAACAUUCCUUCUGAGAUAUGUCGCAUUUAUUUGAGGAAAAUCGAGCAUCUUUAUUACAAGUUUGAUCCACGAGUUCUACAACAAAAAUCAGGUGAACUUCCAAAAACUGUCGUAACAUCCGUUCAAGAGAUGGAAAAAUUAUGCAAAUUUAUCUAUGCCAGGGAUGGUACUGAUCGACUCAGAACUAGAGCAAUCUUAUCCCACAUCUAUCAUCAUGCUCUACACGAUAACUGGUUUCAGGCAAGAGAUUUGUUCUUAAUGUCCCACUUGCAAGAAACAAUUCACCACUCUGAUCCGAGCACGCAAAUUUUGUACAACCGUAUGAUGGCUCACUUGGGAUUGUGCGCGUUUAGACAUGCCAACAUUAAGGACGCCCAUAAUUGUCUUGUCGAUCUGAUGAUGACCGGCAAACCAAAAGAACUUUUAGCUCAAGGGUUGUUACCACAAAGACAGCACGAACGUUCUAAAGAACAGGAAAAAAUCGAGAAGCAACGUCAAAUGCCGUUCCAUAUGCACAUUAACCUGGAACUUUUGGAGUGUGUGUACUUAGUAUCCGCCAUGUUAAUUGAAAUACCUUAUAUGGCAGCUCAUGAAUUCGAUGCCAGGAGAAGAAUGAUUUCAAAAACCUUCUACCAACAAUUAAGGUCUUCAGAACGUCAAAGCUUGGUAGGUCCUCCGGAAAGUAUGAGGGAGCACGUAGUAGCUGCCGCAAAAGCCAUGCGUAACGGAAAUUGGUCGGCUUGCGAUACUUUCAUCAUCAACGAUAAAAUGAACGCCAAAGUGUGGGACUUGUUCUAUCAAGCCGACUCUGUGAGGGCCAUGCUGACAAAAUUAAUUAAAGAAGAAUCUUUAAGGACUUACUUGUUUACAUAUUCCCAUGUUUACGAUUCCAUAUCAAUGCAAACAUUGGCUGAAAUGUUUGAAUUGCAAAAACCUGUCGUGCAUUCCAUCAUUUCCAAGAUGAUAAUUAACGAAGAACUCAUGGCUUCUCUGGAUGAUCCAACGCAAACCGUUGUCAUGCACCGCAGUGAACCGUCCAGGCUGCAAUCUCUAGCACUGCAACUCGCUGAUAAAAUCAAUAAUUUCGUCGAUUCCAACGAACGCAUCUUGGAAUCGAAACAAGGCAACUUCUUCUUACGCGGAGCAAACCAGGGUAAUUUCAGAGGGGACAGGCAAAACUAUCGUGGAGGACGUCGUGAAAAUAGAAAAGAGAAUUAUUAAUUUUAAAAUAUCAAUUCUUCAAUUAUCGCAUGAUUUUCUAUUUUAAUUUCAAGUUAAGAUACUUUAAGAAGUUGUCCAAUGAGUAUAUUAUUUAAAUUAUAUUGUAUUAUCGCAAAUAAAACAAUAUAUAAUAU